Messenger RNA from Microbotryum saponariae, 4525 nucleotides. The record is from the annotation of a GenBank genome assembly. Lineage: Eukaryota; Fungi; Basidiomycota; Microbotryomycetes; Microbotryales; Microbotryaceae.
AUGAGUGGCUCGCGUCGCCCGCCACCCCCAUCAUUCGACUCGUUCCCCGCAGCCGAGGCUCCCAAUGCACCAUCGAGCUCACCCGCAUCCACUCGACGUGCUAGUCCCCCCACAAGGGCCCCAUCGUUCGACUCGUUCCCAGCUCCUCCAGUCCCGACACCGGCCGAUACUUUCCUCAGUGGACUUGAACAACAGUUGGAUCAAUCCAAGCCGAUUGGCGACAAGCCCGGUCACCGACGGUCCAAGCACCAUGAUGGCUCGGAUCCUUCAACGAGCGGGAGCGGGGGCAAACAGAGCACGGACAAGCGCGACGAACGACACUCGAGUGAUCGCAAGCGCAAGCAUGAACGAGGGCAUCAUGAUCGACCUGCCGUCAUCAGAGACUUGUCAAACCCCUCUUCGUCUUCCUCAUCAUCUUCCUCGUCGAGAAAGGCCACGGCGCAAGCGGAUCAGUCGGAGCUCGGUAGUUCCGAUCAGUUCCAAUUGACUGAGCACGAGUAUGGUCACAAGGUACGUCGGAACGAGGAGCAACGCCUCAUCUACGGUUUCAACAGAUCAACUGAAACAUGGGCCUCUCACCGCAGCGACGUAAACCUUACCAGCUCGUCCAGGCGACCGUGGCAGACGAGAACGCAAAGACUGCUCCCAAGGUAUCCUCCUCGGUGUCCGACGACCCGGACAACCCUCCCUACUAUUCGUCGAGGACGGGAGAUGAGCUCAACAUCAAAUACGGCUCUUUAAAUCGAAGCGCUGUCCCCCGUUAUCGACGCUUGGGAGGUGAGCAGAGCUACUCUUUACCCGCUCCAAUCGACCGCGCGAGGCUGACCGGGACAUCUUUGGUCUCAGCGGGUCGAGUCGUUGGACUCAAUGAGGGAUUGAGAAUCACAAGUGAUACGGCUUAUACGGGUAGGGGUGUCGAGAUUGGACCUAUGAGGCGGUUCAGAGUGGGUGUUCACCAAGGCCUUCUCUCGACCACAUCCCUAAACUAACGCGAUUUACGGUCCCUUCUCAGACCCCACGCUACAGUGACUCGCGCUCAGCUCGACAUAUGCUCGAUAAGGACCUCCGCCGCAUAUCGCUCGCAGCCAAGUCUACGCCGGGGGGCCGACCUCGUCGAGAUCCUUUCGCAGAGCGGGAGAACCUUGUCGCGUUCGACAAGGAGCACCCGUUCGAAGAGCUUAUGCAAGGGCUCGAGCACGAGGAAGGAACAGAUUACCGAUCCGUUGCUGGGCAGAUUAAACCCUCGGACCUGUCCACAGCCGCAGCGAGUCAAAAUACGGACGCGGCGGUGGAUGAGAACGAGUUUGAUCAACUCGGUGUCACGGGAGGUGAAUCCGAGUCGCAAUACCUAUCGAGACGCAACAUCGAGUUCGACAGGGCGCUGAGGGAUGAUCCGAAGAAUGUUGAGCUGUGGCUCGAGUUCGUCGAGUGGCAGGAUCAAGUCGCUUUAUCAGCUUCGGGGGAGAACCGAGGGCGGACGAUUUUGAACCGCGUCGAAAGAAGGGGUGCAGCUCAAGUCAAGUUGGUGGUCGUAGAGCGGGCGCUCAAGGCGGAUCCUGCAAACGCCGAAGACGAGAGAUUGGUAUUGAAGCUUUUGCAGUUGGCGGAGGAGGUUGAGGAUACCCCGACGGUGACCAAGAGGUGGAAGAAAGCCUUGGAGGAACAUGCGAAGAUGACUAGCUUGUGGGUUCGAUACGUCGGAUGGAGGCAAACGGAUGGGACGAGUUUCGAGGUUGAGUCCGUCGUUGAAGCUUUUGUCGAAUGCUUCGAGACGUUACAGAGGAUGGCCGAUCUGGCCACGGAAUUUCAAGAGAGUGAGUACAGUUGAGUAACGGUGUAUUAAUGAAUUAACUUGGUGCUGACUCGAUGUUGGGUCUGAUCCGGCAGGGGACAUCUUUGAUGCGAACAUGGUGUAUCUCUUCCUUCGUCUUUGCUUGAUGCUCAGACAAGCUGGUUCGCUUGAUUCCACCUCCUCGCCUCCUCGCCUCCCCACUGACAGUGUGAUUCGUCGCGCCCGCAGGCUACAUUGAACGAGCGCUGGCUUCUUUCCAAGCCAUUGUCGAGCUCAACCUUUUCCGACCUGUCGAAUUCCAGUCGGGGGCGGGAGAUGAAAAUGUGCACGGCUGGCGAUCUCGAACACUGGCCGCUCUCGAUUCAUUCUGGGAUGACGAGUCCCCACGAGUCGGUGAAAAUGGAGCGGUAGGAUGGUGCAACACUGCGGUUGGCGCAGACGCUCCCGAUUCCCAACCCGAUCAACGAAUGUCCCCAUCCACCGAUGAAGACUCGUCUGGUCUCGAUCGCUGGGCCCGCUCGGAACGUCUUGCGAGCAUGGCCAACCUCCGGCCUGCUCGAUUGACGGACGAAAGCGUCGAUGAGGACGAUGUCGCCCGAGUGCCUCUCUUUGACACCGACAUCAAGCCGUUGCUCUUUAUCGUUGACUCGUCCGACGCGAAGCAGCAGCUCAUCUACGCUUUCCUCGCCUUUUUGGGUCUGCCUUUCGUACCCCCCGAUGUCCCGACAUCGACGCCCUUUGCGACUGAUGGCUUCAUUCAUUCGAGGAUGGUCGAGCAGGAGGAUCUCGUGAAGAGUUUCUGGCCCAGCAAACCGGAAACCACUCAAGCGGUGGAGGUCAUCGACGGCGAGGCGAUGGAACCCGAACGCAAGCCUGCACUCGAGAAGCCAUGGCACAUUCCUUUCAACGCGAUGCCUUGCUCUGUCGAGCUUCUCUUUGCCGCGCAGCAAGGAUGGUUCACGGCGAUCAAUGAGCGUGAUCUCGAAGGAGUAGACUCCGAGCUUGCGAGGAAUGCGCUGGCAUUGCUCUCGGGUUUGUCUUCUGCGGAUGAUCCUUUUCUCCACCUCGACGCUUUUGCUUUCGAAGCCUGCCAAUCGCCUAACUCCGCUGGCAAACUCGCGAAAUCGGUUCUUCGAAGGAAGCGACAGACCUUGGUGCUGUGGGACGGGUACGCCAGGAUCGAAAGGGCUCGAGGCAAGGUCUCCGAUGCUCGUCAAGUCUACGUCACGGCUCUUUCUAUGUAUCGCACGUUCCCGAAUCACGAGAGGAUUGAUGGACCACUGUUGUGGAGGUCUUGGGCUGAGAUGGAAUGGGAGGAAGGAGGGGCUGAUCUGGCGCUCAAGGUAUUGGUCGCUGCGACUGCGGCUGGGGACGGGGAGGAUCUUGGUGAGUCAAACGACGCCUCUCACUGAGGGAGUAAGUGGCCUAACUGAAGUGUCAGUUUGUCAGCCACGCUUGCCAAGACAGUCUCCAUCAAGAACACGCCCGCACAGAACUUACGAGCACGACAAUUUUACACGACUGAGCUCGAGGCUUCGUUCCAACCAUCCGCCCCUCAGCGCCUCGUCCGCAAUCGCAACCAUCUGGCUUUUUCGUUCGCCCUCUUCGAUUAUCUGUCCCAUGGCGAUCUCACAUCUUUCACGACUGAGAUAUUCGAGCGACAUCUCUCUCGGCUUGAAAACACGGGAGCCAAGGGAUCAUGCGAGCAUGAGGAGGCGUAUCAGGCCUACGUCAAGCUGUUGUACCGGCAUGCCGAGAAGGGCAAGCGGGGACAUCGACCUGCGCAGCUGAGGGAGGUCUUGGAGCGAGCGAUCGCCGAGUUUCGCAACAAUUCCAUGUUCCUCAGUGUGUACUACCAUAACGAGCGUGAGUAUUUGCACGAUCCUUGUGGUCUGAGAACGUACUAACUCACCUACACAUUCUCCCUAGUCCGCACCAAGAUUCAGAACCGCGUGCGACGGACGAUGGAGGAUCUUGUCCUCACGAAGAAGCCGACGAGCCAAGGCUACCUCUUUGCCAUUUUCGCCGAGUCGCAUCUCGAUUUCCGCUCGACGAACGUGUGGGGUGUGCGCAACCUGUUUGAGCGAGCAGUAGAGGAUCCAAGGUAAGAAUGGCCCAGAUCACCCGAGCGGCUCGGCACUGGCCCUUUGCUCAUUCGGAAGUCAUGGCCAUUUCUUAUAGUACUCGCUCAUGCCCUUCGAUUUGGGCUCUUUACAUCGACUUUGAGCUACGGAAUGAGGAGUUUGCGCGGGUCAAGACGCAACUGUAUCGAGCUAUUGAGGCGUGUCCUUGGUGUCGAGGUCAGUCCAACGAAGGGAAGUGGGCCCAAGUCAUGAUCAGUCUUACCGACUUCACAGUCUUCUGCAGAUCUGUACCUGAUCGCUUUCCGACCCGAUUUGAAGAGCGUCUUCUCCGAUCAGGACCUGCGACAGCAAUGGCAUGAAGCCAUGCUGCGGAGAGGAUUGAGAGGUAUGUUGUGCUCCAGCCUGCGAGAAAUCGUCAACGCGCCGAGCUGACAAUCUAUUCUUCCCCGUGAUAGUGCGCUACGCUCUCCCGCCUCCCCCUGCCCUUGCCGAGUCCGAUUCGGACGAGCACGCAGAGGACGAGUUCUUCCAUAUCCCGUUGCCUUACAUCGAUGCGACUAAACAUCGGCUCAAGAAGGAGGAAGGGGAGAGGACGAUGGACGAUGUGGAAACGAUCUUCCGGGAACGGGAGGCGCUGAAACCUUAUUAA